This is a messenger RNA of Thlaspi arvense, 408 nucleotides long. The record is from the annotation of a GenBank genome assembly. Lineage: Eukaryota; Viridiplantae; Streptophyta; Magnoliopsida; Brassicales; Brassicaceae.
CUCGAGAGGAUGUCUUGCUGCGGAGGAAACUGUGGUUGUGGAUCUGGCUGCAAGUGCGGCAACGGAUGCGGAGGUUGCAAAAUGUACCCAGACUUGGGCUUUUCAGGCGAGGCGACAACAACUGAGACUUUGGUCUUCGGCGUUGCACCGGCGAUGAAGAACCAGUAUGAGGCUUCUGGCGAGAGCAGCGCUGAGAACGAUGCUUGCAAGUGUGGAUCCGACUGCAAGUGUGACCCUUGCACCUGUAAAUGAAUAAACUUUUUUUAAAAAAAGCAGAGAUGAUCUUAAUCGGAGUUUUUAAUUAAGUAAUAAUGUCUGGUCUAUGUGUAAUAAUGGCUGCAGCCUUUGUCUUUGGUAUUCGUUUGUGUUUUGGUCGAAUUUAGAUGUCUCUGCCAUAUGUGACUCGUU